AUGAAGACUCCACCUUUGGUAUUGAAUCAGUGUAGUAUGGUACUGUCAAGGAUGAACAUCCCAUUCCAAUUCGAGAAGAACAUUUACUGGAGGAGAUUAUCACGAUCACUGCCGCAGAUUGCAGUGGAGGGCACAAUAGAGUUGGCCUCCCUUAUCGUCGACGCCGUAUCAGAGUUGGUCCGAGGAAGGAACGGGAAGUUGCGAGGUCGCCGACUCGGUGAAUUGAAUGGUCAAUGGUCCCUAGCAAGAAGGAAUUACCCCACAUCCGGCGGCGGUGGGAAGGUCAGUUGA
This is a messenger RNA of Linum trigynum, 291 nucleotides long. The record is from the annotation of a GenBank genome assembly. NCBI's taxonomy places the organism in Eukaryota, Viridiplantae, Streptophyta, Magnoliopsida, Malpighiales, Linaceae.